Messenger RNA from Tuber aestivum (summer truffle), 4544 nucleotides. The record is from the annotation of a GenBank genome assembly. NCBI's taxonomy places the organism in Eukaryota, Fungi, Ascomycota, Pezizomycetes, Pezizales, Tuberaceae.
AUGGAAUCGGACGUGUCGUUUUCACAAAGGCCGGGCGGAGGUGUGCAACGUUACCUCUCUACCAGUGCCGUAUCACUCCCGAAGCCCCAUAUGCUGACUGCCGUUCUGCCGGGAUCGGAGGAUCCUGGAGCUGGAAAAAUACCGGCACUGGCAAUGGGUAUUCGUGGGCGCGCAUUUUCCACGCGUUGAAACUUGUUUUUUUCUUCUUCCCCUUCUGCUUUGCAAGACCUUUCUUUAGCCUCGACAAGUCGCCGCAACAAGCUCGUCAACAACAACUGAUGCUUCCGGAGCGAUAAACAUUCUAUUCCAUUGCAUUAUCUGGAUUAUAUAUCACCCUCCCCGGUCUCGUGUAUAGGCCAAUCACGUUUGGUCUGCUCGAGUAGGAUAGGCGGCACCUGUUCCCUCUUGUCCACCGUCCCAAAAUUCGUCGCGCUGGCUGAACGGGCGAAGGUUGGGGAAGCCCGAGGGGUUGCCCAUGGGUAUUCUCCGCUGUCGUCACCUGGCCAGUCGCCGCUAGCCAGUCCGACGACUGGCACGGUCACCACUGGGAGACCGCUGCCUAAAACACCGGGCGAGGUUAGCUCACCCACGGGUAUUGCGAAUGCCAGUGGAGAUGGAUAUUUCCCUGUGCCUCCGGGGGCCAUCUCACCAUCCUCGCAAUCACGCAAGCCUUCCACUGCUUCCAACGCCUUGUCUACCCGUUCCUUCGAGUUUGCCCCUCAUCGUUCUCCCCUCCAGGAGCUCGAGCUCGAAUUGAAGCAUAUUAGCCGGGAGGAAACUGAUGCACCUCAACUAGGACGCUCCCUCAGUAAAAAGCAGGAGGAGCGUCUUCAGAGGAGUGCGACCGUCACCUCAAGGGUUACAACCCGAGGGGGUGUCACCGGUGCUUCCGCGAGGGAGCACCCUAAGAUUGAGGAGGACAGCAACCAGCAUCCCGAGACUGAUACCAAGCACCACCAUCACCGACACAAAAUCGCUGACAUGUUGGGACAUCAUUCGAAGCACAAGGAUGAGCCGGAGGAGAGGAAGAGGCAGGAAGAGAAGAGCAAACAGGAUGGAGAGGGUGGCUACUACGAUACUCCAUCUCGGGCAGACGCAUUGGAUGAACCCCAGACUGUUUAUCGGACUCCUCCUAAGAACCCAGCACCAAUUUCUGGACAUGAUCGUAUUGGUCGGAAAGGCGGUCGUCACAGUCACCAUGGGAAUCCGCUCCAGCACACCCGCGCGAAGGACGGCGCUGCCGGGGGUCUCGGGGAUGUCAGAGUUACUCAGGCUCUCGGUGGAGUGGGUGUGUUUGAUCCUCGGGUCGUGCGUCUGGCUUUGGAGGAUGUGGAGCUCAGUGAUCCAGCCCGGCCGAGUAAUGACACGGCCGGGGCUAGUGACGGUAUGGCCGGUUUUUCUUAUAAGGAUUUUUUUUUUCUUCCAUUCCACCCGUAUUUCCUCCUUUGGUGACGUGUCUGUUGCCUGCCCCACAUAUUCGGUUUUCCGAGCAUAUCUCCUGCACGGGAUCAUCUCGAAGCCCUUCCUGCUACUUGUCAUGGCCGUUCUUCUUCUGCAUCUACCCCUCGCGAUUAUUCCUAUUCUUCCCUUAAUCCUCCGGCGGAUUGUCUGGGUGGGAUGGGUUGCGUUCAAUCGCGGAACCGAUGCCCAGAGCACUCCAUAUACCGCAAGAACAAACAAAAAAGAAGCAUGGGCUGAUACUGUCUUACCUCGAGGCUAUCCCUUCUCGUCAAGUUCCAGUUCCUACAUCAUUCUCUCCCCAGUUAAACAUCAAAUGUGGGCCUCUAUUGCGGUACACAGGCCUGCGUAGAGAUGGUGCGUUUUCGGAGAUUUGCACGGCAGAGGAGGAACGAGACACCUGGCGUGGAUCAAUAAUGAUUGUUACUACUGAUGACCUCUCGGAUUACUCAAUGCCCCCAGUGAUCAGACUAUUUGCGCAGCCUGUGUCUGAAGCGGAGAUUGGGGAAGCCAAUGGAGAUACAUUAGCAGAGGCAGAAACAGUGUCUGCAAUUGGAGAGCCUCUCCCCGUUAAGCCAGCCAAGGAGACCCCUUCAAAGCAAGGCGAGCCUCGCGAUGAUGAUCUCCUUUUGAGAAACGUUGCGACGGCUCGUCGAGUGGAUGAUGGCGAGAGGCUCGGGAAGUUCAAGGAGGCUGAAGCUACGAAACUACACGCCGAACGAGGGGUAACCUUUUGGAGGUUCAUAGUUGAGGUUGAAUUGGGUGACGAACAAGCGAGGAUUGCGUACCGUAUCAAUCAUGGACCGUCAAUCGCGUUUUGGGUACCUGCCCGGGGACAAACCAUGAAUAUAAUGUUCCACAGCUGUAACGGAUUUAGUUUGAGCGUUAACCCAGAUGACUUUUGUGGACCAGAUCCUCUUUGGAGGGAUGUUCUUCGGGAGCAUCGGGAGAAGCCGUUUCAUGUGAUGCUUGGGGGUGGAGAUCAGAGUAUGUCAUCAGAUCCUUGGAGGGAGAUUUCAGACCUGGGAUUCGUCUAACCGGUAUCUGUAUUUUUGGCCUCCGUUUCAGUGCUGACGUGGUUUCCUAUAAGUUUACAACGAUGCUGUGUCCAAAAAGACGGACCAUUUCAAAGCGUGGUUAGGAAUAAAGACACCGUUUGUUAAGUCUUCACACGAAUUCACACCGGAAAUGGCCGAAGAGCUCGAAGAUUUCUACCUGGAACGAUACUGUAAGAACCCUUUGUAGAUCGUCCCGUUUGGCCCAAGAUCUAAUUCUUUAUCAGGCAUGUGGUUUUCCCAGGGCCUUUUCGGGGUAGCUAAUUCACAAAUUGCAAUGGUAAAUAUUUGGGAUGAUCACGACAUUAUCGAUGGAUUCGGCUCCUAUCCCCACCAUUUCAAUCGCUGCCCUGUAUUUUCCGGGCUUGGUGCGGUUGCUUUUAAGUACUAUAUGCUCUUCCAGCACCAGAGCAUAGUAGACGAAAAAGAGGAGCAUGAGCCAAGUUGGGUUCUAGGAUGCGCUCCGGGCCCUUAUAUCGCAGAGCUUAGCAGAAGCUGUUUCAUGUUUCUUGGAAGAAAGGUUGCAUUCUUGGGUUUGGACUGUCGAACUGAGCGAAUGGUAUGAUCAAACGGACUGUCACCACAGAGCAUCGGCUAACUUUUGGCGAAGCGAGAUCUCGUACUAUCGGAAGAGAGCUACGAUUUGGUAUUUGAACGACUGACCAAGGAAAUUGUUGCUGGAGUGACCAAGCAUUUGAUUGUGCUUUUAGGGGUUCCGAUUGCAUAUCCACGGCUUGUGUGGCUGGAGAAUAUCAUGACAUCAAGGCUUAUGGAUCCACUGAAGGCUCUCGGGCGUAUGGGGUAUCUCGGAGGAUUUCUCAACAGUUUUGAUGGUGGUGUCGAGAUUCUUGAUGAUCUUGAUGACCAUUGGACGGCCAAAAACCAUAAAGCCGAAAGAAACUGGGUUUGUUUUCACAGAUAUCCAUUUUAAGGGCGAUCCCGAUUGUCUAACUCUGGCUUAGUUUAUUGAAAGGCUUCAAGAGUUUGCCGCUGAGAAGUCUGUACGAAUUACGAUCCUUGGGUAAGUCCUUUCGGCUGAAAUCGCCUAUUCGUUAGGAAGUUGAGUCCUAACGAGUGAUAGUGGUGAUGUCCAUCUAGCCGGGAUUGGCCAGUUUUAUUCGAGUCCUAAACUCCAUAUUCCUAGGGAGAAUGAUCACCGGUACAUGCCGAAUGUUAUUUCCUCCGCAAUUGUGAACACUCCACCACCUAAUGGUAAGCCAUCUUGAGCCUAUUAUACACAGCAGAGCCUAAGCAGGUGGCAAUACAGCAAUGGCGGAUGUUCUCAACAAGCGAAAUAAGGUUCACCACCUCAACCACGAAACCGACGAAGACAUGUGCCCCAUCUUCGACACGGACGUUGAUGGUAAGCCCCGAAACAACAAACGUCUUCUACCAAGUAUGCCUCCUUGCUCCCUUUUGAUCCUUAUGAGCAAAUAUGUUGACAAUCCCUAGGACGUAACUACGCCAUAAUCCACGAAUACUCUGCCGCCGAAGCCCCGCUGAGCAAAACCGCACAACCCCCCCUCAAACGCUCAACCUUCUCCAAGAUCAGAAAGGCCACCUUCGGCACCAAGAAGUCCAACAAGCCGACCCAACUGUCGAACAUAUCGGUUCCAGGCAUGGACGGCGCAAACACGAGUAGUCCGAAAGUCGUUGCUGACAGACUUGGCAGGGACGCGCUGGAUGUGGUGUUGAGAAUGGAGGUUGAUCAGAAGGAUCCUGCAGGCAAUACGAAACCGUAUAGACUUCUUGUGCCGGCGCUGCAGUAUGAUGGGGACGCAGCGGCUGGGGACGCGCAUGACGAAGGCGGGGGAGGGUGGAUUUGAGGAGGUUCCGGCGGUAGAGAAGUAGGCGGGCGAGUGGAUGGCAACCCGCGGUUUGGAGGUGCUUGUACUAUUUUUAUUUUUUUCAUACUUUUUCGUAUCUCUUCCCACGUGGAGAUAUCUGUUUUUUUCCUUUUUUACUUGGCUUUGCUGCGAUAGUGUUAUAGUAUUAUUCGCCUCUGGUUAACUAUUGCUUAAUCGACCUCAU